AUUUAUUUUUUGUCAUCCCUUUAAAAAUCGAGUCGAAUCCUAGGAAAACGGGUUGAAGCUCAAUCAAAAAACCCUAAUCAGUUAAUUGUUCCAAAAGUGAAAAAUGGGAAAGAAUUCAAAUUCGAAACAAGGUGAUAUUCACGGUGCAGCUCGAUCAGGCGAUAUAGUUUCCGUACAAACUAUUAUUAACUCUAAUCCCUUAUCUGUUAAUUCCAGAGAUAAACACUCCAGAACACCACUACAUUUAGCAGCAUUUGCUGGGCAGACACAGGUAGUGAAUCUCCUUUGCAAGAACAAAAUGGUAGAUGUUGGUGCAGCAGCCAUGGAUGACAUGGGUGCAAUUCACUUUGCUGCUCAAAAAGGUCACCUAGAAGUAGUCCGGACACUUGUAUCAUCCGGGGUCUCUGUGAAAUCCGCAAAUCGUAAGGGCAUGACUCCACUUCAUUAUGCUGUGCAGGGAUCCCACCUUGAUCUCAUCAAAUAUUUGGUUAAAAAAGGUGCAAACAUUAGUAUAAAAAAUAAAGCUGGAAAAAGCCCUCUUGACUUUGCAAGCAAUGAAGAAAUCCGUUCAUUGUUGAAUUCUCCAAGUGAACCGAAAGAAACAGCUAAGAAGGAAACUGGCUCAAAGACGGAAGAAGGUCAACCGAUAGCGGUUUCUGAAGGCCAAAGGGAAGUGGAUGCUGAAGGUCAAACAAAGGCUUCUGAAAAUGAAGAUGACGGAAAACAGAAAGAUGAGUCAAAUAAGAGGAAGGUUGAUGAUGUUACUGAUGAGUUGAUGGUUGAAACAAAGAAGACAAAAGUUGCUCUUAACCAUCUUCUAACAUCAGAUGACACACAAGAAGAGGAGGAUUGAAAGGGAUGUUCUUUGUAGUCGUAUAAUGUGAGUAACAUAUGUUGAACUUUUAGAUUUCAGAGGCCAGUAUUGUUAGGUUAGUGUAGUAGUCAAAUUGUGGAAUUUUUUUUUGGGAGUUUGGACAACGAUAAAAUGUGGGUAAUUUGUUAGACUUAUUGGCAGAUGGAUAGUUAAGAUAAACAUAGAGAAUGAGUGAUUGAGUGGAAUUUAUUUGUUAAUAUUUGAAGACACGUUUUUAGGCUCCAAAA
Erigeron canadensis is the source of this 1101-nucleotide messenger RNA. Its product is annotated as protein phosphatase 1 regulatory subunit 12A. Gene Ontology annotation, molecular function: protein binding; transcription cis-regulatory region binding. Gene Ontology annotation, biological process: positive regulation of transcription by RNA polymerase II. The transcript is spliced from 2 exons. Bases 104 to 853 code for a protein of 249 amino acids. Lineage: Eukaryota; Viridiplantae; Streptophyta; Magnoliopsida; Asterales; Asteraceae. Gene Ontology annotation, cellular component: nucleus. The record is from RefSeq and is a predicted model, not a curated record.